ACACGCGUUUGAAAGUCAGUCUGGUUUGUGCUCAGCACACACCCUAUUUUCUUUUUCUGUGACCCAAUCCUCAGCCAAUACAAGGGUAAACCAGCACUUGUAAAAUAGAGUUUUAGUUUUGUGCUUCCAUAGUCGAACGUCGAAUGAUCUGUACUGACUACUGUGGCAAUACUAAUACUGGUAGGUGGACAGCAGAAAAAUGGAAUCGUCAGUUAGUGCUGACGAGCUGGAAGCAGUGGAGUCCAAAAAGUCUCAGUCAUCAUCUAGGGAUUCUGGAGUGGAUGAUGAGGCCAGUGGCAGUAGCUGCAACGAUGGAGAUAACACGGGUGGAAUAUUCUUCAACUUUCUUCUGGGUGAUGCUCUGGGAUACAAGCAGAUGAACAGGGGUGACAAAUUAGCCCUAUUCAAAAAUGAAUUGAUCCUUGGAUUCAUUAUUGCGUUCGCCCAGAUCCCACUGUCGGUUGCUUACGCAUUUCUAGCAGGGCUAGAACCAUCCAUUGCCAUUCAUACGGCUUGGAUAAUAGGAUUGAUCUGUGCAAUAUUUGGUGGACGGCCUGCAAUGAUUAACGGUGCGACUGGAGGGUUUUCUUCAAUCAUUGGAACAUUUAUUACGCAGCCAACCGUGUCAGGGCGCUCUGGUGAGGGAGUUGAGACACUCUUUAUUUCUGUGGUACUGGCGGGAGUCCUGAUGCUCGUUGCAUUUGCUCUUGACUUGGGAAGAUUUCUAAGCAUCAUUUCGUUCCCAAUCAUGCUGGGUUUCGCCAACGGCUUGGCUAUUGUCAUUGCUAGAGCUCAGCUGCAUCCUUUCUCCUAUGACUGCCCUGGAAACUACCGCUGCCCAUUUGUGAAUGAAUCAGUGGACAACUUUACCAUGCCGGAUAAAUCCAUUCACUAUGUGGCUGGUGCCGAGCUGGGCUGGAUGAUUGGAAUUGUCCUUGUCUCAAUGAUCGUCAUGGAGUUUGUACCGAAAAUUCCGCAUAAGGCAGCCAAGAUAGUGCCAUCUUCACUGCUGGCGAUUCUGGCCGCUGUCUUCCUUGAGUUUGUCGUUGUUCGCAAUGCUGGAAGUAAGACCGACACCAUUGGUGAUGUUGCACCGUUCUCAAAGGACACCGCCUUCCCUAUUCCGUUUUUCAUCGACAAGUCUCGCUACCCGUCUAAUGGCACGCUGAAUGCUGACAACAGUACUGUGCUUGGCCCACUCAAAUAUGACUUGGACAAGCUGCAGGGAAAGGCCGGGCGAAUUAUUUUGCAGGCAUUCUUCCUCGCCGUAGUUGGUCUGAUUGAGUCCUUGCUGACCCAGGAGAUUGUCGACAAGCUCACCAAGACCAAAGGCAACCGAUCGAGGACCAUCGCGGCCAUGGGUGCUGGUAACAUCGUCUCUGGUCUCUUAGGAGGCAUGGGUGGAAACGCUGUGAUCGGUCUGUCGACUAUCAACUCCUUGAACGGGGGUCGUGGGCGCCUAGCACCGAUCAUUACUGCUUUAGUUGUGAUGGUGAUGGUCAUGGGUGGCUAUCCAGUCCUCAACUUUGUUCCAGUUUCAGCUCUAGUCGGUAUCAUGCUGGUUGUUGCCGCACAUACAUUCAAGUGGCAGUCACUGCCGGCGAUCUUUGUUGCCUUCUUGCCGGAAAGGUGGCGACUGGCGGGUAAACUACAAUUCAAGAUUGAGCGCACCGACGUGGUCAUCGUAGUGCUGGUGACCGCUCUGACCAACGUACCAGGUUUCAACUUGUUCUACUCCAUUGCUGCUGGCGUUGCCCUGUCAGCCGUGAUAUAUACGUGGAGAAGUGCCCAAGAAAUUUCUGUGAAAUCUGACCACGUGUCUUCGGAACUCAAAGUUUACUUUGUUUCUGGACCAUUGUUCUUUGGGAAUGCAUCCUCCUUCCCUGACCACUUUGAUCCUGAGGGAGACCCAGCCACUGUGGAAGCCCAUUUUUCAGACACAACUCUUUUCGAUUCUGCAGCACUUAAAACCCUCAACACAAUCACCAAGCAGUACAGCAAGGCGGAGAAGUCCUUCAUUAUACGACACCUAGACCCUGUGAGUGUCCGCAGUGUGUCCAAAGCAUCACGUCUUCUCCACUACAUUGAACUGGCUGCCGGGGAGGACAUACCGAUGGGUGUCAGCGGCGAAGAAGAUCCAUCGCCGCAGCCGCUUGUUACCAACGACGACGAUCCUGUGGUGCGCAAGCGUUCAAAUGAUGUUGUUAAUAAUGAAUCAGGUGUGUAGUUCUCACCAGUUCUGCUCUCUCUCUCUCUCUCUCUCUCUCUCUCUCUCUCUCUCUCUCUCUCUCUCUCUCUCUCUCUCUCUCUUCUUUAGUGUUUUAUCUGUAAUCUACUCUGGCUGGGCCAAGUAGCAAAAUGUUCUUGAAACUUCCACAGUCUUCCAUAUUUGGGUGUGGAUCUGUUGAACUCUGAUAAUUGUUUAUUUUUACCUUCGUGCUAUUCUAGAUAUUAACUUAUUUUUUUCUACAUUUUGUACAAUUUCCCUGAGCUGAUAAUUACCAUGUCAUGAUACAGCACCAGUUGCUUUCAUCGAGGACUUUGCGGAAUAGAUCUUGUAACAAGUUACAAAACAUGUUUAACCCUAGGAAUUCUAUGGGCUUUUGGUGGUGUGUCAGUGUCCAAUUUUUUCAACAAUAUAAUAUAUCAAUAAACUGUUAGUUAGUUUCUUGUAAUACUUAUAAUAUAUCCAUCCAAUAAAACCUAUUGAUAACUCUGGCGUAUUAUAUUUUCCUUUCAGCAUGAAACUCCACAAUGUGGAAUUAUUCGCGCAAUUUGUCUAUCUCUCUCUCUCUCUCUCUCUCUCUCCCUCUCUCUCGCUCGCUCCGGUCUUCAGGUGUGCUCCCUUGCUUACUAGCACACACGCUUUCUCUGCCUUCCACUGUCUGAAAAGAAACUCCGUAAUGACCAAUG
Messenger RNA from Sycon ciliatum, 2913 nucleotides. Its product is annotated as putative sulfate transporter YbaR. The transcript has a single exon. Gene Ontology annotation, cellular component: membrane. The record is from RefSeq and is a predicted model, not a curated record. The coding region runs from base 200 to 2227 and encodes 675 amino acids. Lineage: Eukaryota; Metazoa; Porifera; Calcarea; Leucosolenida; Sycettidae.